Polistes dominula (European paper wasp) is the source of this 1764-nucleotide messenger RNA. RefSeq names its product methyl farnesoate epoxidase. The record is from RefSeq and is a predicted model, not a curated record. Gene Ontology annotation, molecular function: oxidoreductase activity, acting on paired donors, with incorporation or reduction of molecular oxygen, reduced flavin or flavoprotein as one donor, and incorporation of one atom of oxygen; iron ion binding; heme binding. Gene Ontology annotation, biological process: xenobiotic metabolic process. Gene Ontology annotation, cellular component: intracellular membrane-bounded organelle; cytoplasm. Lineage: Eukaryota; Metazoa; Arthropoda; Insecta; Hymenoptera; Vespidae.
AUGUUGUUAACGACGGUCUUUCUUAUUUUCACGAUUUUUUGCCUCUACUGCAUCUACGAUUGCCUUAAACCAAAAUAUUUUCCACCAGGUCCUACUUGGUUACCGAUAAUAGGAUGUUUAGUGACUUUCAAACGAUUACAAUUUAAACACGGAUUUGCGCAUUUGGCGGUUAAAGAGUUGGAGAAAUCGUACGGGCCAAUCUUAGGAUUGAAAUUGGGAUGGCAAAAAGUUGUUAUUAUUUCGACUUAUGAUUUAGUGAAGGAAGCUUUGCUUCGAGACGAAUUUAACGGUCGACCAGAAUCAUUUUUCUUCAAAGUCCGUUCUUUUGGUAAAAAGAAAGGAGUACUGUUCACCGAGGGUCGAACAUGGUCCCAAUGUCGAAGAUUUACGAUGCGUCAUCUACGAACAUUUGGAUUUGGUCAAUCGAUGAUGACCACAAGAUUGACCAAAGAAGUUGAAUAUCUCGUAGAGAAUUUACGAAAACAAUGCAAACACGGACCAGUACAGAUGGACAUUGCUUUUGACGUAGCCGUUAUUAAUGCACUAUGGGCGAUGUUAACCGGAAAUAGAUUCGAAUACGACGAUGAAAAGUCCACAGAAAUACUAGAAAGUGUUCAUACUUCUUUCAGGAUAGCGGAUACUAUGGGUGGACUGUUAUCUCAUAUGCCGUUUCUACGUUUCAUCGCGCCGAAAUUGUGCAAUUACGACGAAACGAUGAGAAUUUUGAAGAAGCAAUGGAAGUUCAUCGAUGAUGAGAUUGUCAAGCACGAGUUAGAUUUGACGGAUAAAGAACAGCCGCGAGACUUGAUCGAAGCUUUUCUAAUGGAAAUAGCGUCUCGCAAAGAAAACAAUCCCGAUGAAGUGUUUGAUCGCGAGAAUUUGGUGAUCCUCUGUCUGGAUCUUUUGCUUGCCGGAACCCAAACAACGAGCGACAUGUUGGCUAUUACCGUAUUAUUUUUAUCAUUGAAUCCUCAAUGGGUAAAGAUACUUCAAGAGGAAUUGGAUAAGCAAACAGGUAGAACACGAGCACCAACGAUCGAAGAUUCUUCCUCAUUACCAAUGGUAGAAGCCUUUUUAGCAGAGGCACAAAGAUACUUGAUUAUGGCACCUUUUGGGGUACCACACAAGACCACUGCGGACGUUGAAUUUAAUGGAUAUCGCAUACCUAAGAAAACUUUGAUACUCUACGAUUUUGUCAGCGUUAACAAUGAUCCAGUUUAUUGGGAUCAUCCGGAAGAAUUUCGUCCUCAACGUUUUCUCGACGAGAACGGUCAAUUUCGUCAAAACAAUUCCAACAUACCUUUCGGAUUAGGAAAGAGACGUUGUCUCGGAGAAUUACUUGCUCGUUCAACAUAUUUCUUAUAUUUCGUUUAUUUUAUAUAUUAUUUCGAUAUUGAUAUCUCACCUGAGCAUGGCGUACCGGAUCCGAAUGGUUACGAUAGUUUCACUAUAUCACCGAAACCGUUCUACCUUAAGCUCUCGAUGAGAUCCGAUAUAAAGUAGGGAAAUGCACGCCACGUGGCACAUGCCACUGGUGAUAGAUUUGGACUUCUGCGAAAUAGCUUGAUUUCGUUGAACGCGUAAAACGAUUUUUACGCGGUUGAAACAACAAACCGUAUUCUAACGAAAAUUUUCUUUCGAGAGUCAGCGUUGUACGGCAAACAAAUGUGGCGUCGUUUAGCUUAUACAGAUUGCUUGAUCUUGCGAUUGAGUUUAACAUAUAUAUAUAUAUAUGUCUAUUUCAAAUAAAUCCAAUAAUAAUAA